GUGUGCUUCGCCCUCUAUGCCAUCGUGCGCUAUACGUUCAGGUUGUUUACUAAGCACCGCGAUCAAACAGCUGAGGAGUUUAUCACCGCACGAGGCACACAAAAUAAAUGGCGCAUUGCUUGGUCUUUCUUCGCAUCGGCCGUCGGAGCUUGGUGCAUUACAGCGCCGCCCUCCUUCGCUGUCUCGACAGGCAUCGUGGGUUGCGUCAUGUACGCCUUUGCAUCAGGCAUCCCGCGCUUCGGCCCUGUUGCGAGGACGCUCGUCGUCGUCAUCAGUCUUUACAACAUGAGCAUCGCGCUCCUCGCGGAAUACACCACGAUUGGACUGUUGUUCAAAUACUUCGUCGGCUCAGUCGACUACCCCGUCAUCAUCGUUGUCGGCGCUCUCACCAUGAUUUACACAGCCUACGGCGGCGUCUACAUCUCCAUCAUCACGGACCAGGCGCAGGGCAUCUUCACGGCGCUCUUCAUUCUCAUCCUCGUCAUCUACACCGCCGUUACCUUCCGCCCGGAUUCACUUCCUAAACCGCUGCCCGAGAAUCUAGGACCCAAUGCGAUGUGGCAAAAGGUCUGGGCGUCCGAGAGCCGCCGUGCUGUCGUGUUUGGCGGCGGCGUUGGCUUCCUGCUGAUCAUGGUGGCAGUUUUUCUGUUUGGUUUCGGAGGGUGGUUGGCGGCGUGGGGCGGUUACAUCACGGAUGUAACCGAUUACAAUCUUUACCUGUUCCAGGUGUUUUCUUCGGAGCGCGACGCCGCCGCCACAGGUGCCUCUGUUCAGGUGUCGUCGUGGGUUGGUGUCGUAACGCUCAUCUUGGCAGCCACCAUGAACGAGUCCGCCAUCGAUUCCAUUCAAAACGGCAUCACCGCAGUGCUCGCCCAGCACUUCUUCAAGGGCCAACACACCGUCUUCCCGCGCCUGGUCACCGUGUGCGUCAACAUUCCGCUCAUCAUCAUUGCGCUGCAAGGUUACAAGGUCCUGUCGCUCUUCCUGACCACCAACCUGCUCUCGACCUGCUGUUUCCUGCUUGUGGGGCUCGGGCUGUCGAACCGACUGAAACCCUUCUUCAGCGAAACCGCGCUGGUGUUUGGGUUUUGCGUGGGCAUGGUAACGGUCACGUUGUACGGCAUAGGUCGCAAGGGCUGGUCGGCGUCGUACGGUGCAUGGUACGUUUGGUACGGCAACUUGUACGACUGGGAUAUAUUUCUGGUGGCCAGCGGAUUCAGCUUGGUUGGUGCACUGAUGUGGGCGGUGCCGGCCGGUCUGCUCCGUCUGCUCGGAUUCUACGGAUGCGGCAUUUCCGAUGUCCUCUGCAGGCUGCCCGGAUUCGGAUUUAUCACCGGCAGCGGCUGCAGCCAUGACCUCCUGUCGUACCGAUGGACGCGGCCCAUUGCCGUACUGCUGCGCUACACACCUGCUGCGGCACCGUGUGCAUCGAGCGGAACCUCUUCGACGGACGCAGCUAUGUACGGCAAAUCUGGCGCCGUACAGAGCUACUCAGAGACGACUCAGUUGCCGAACCCAGCUGGUGGCGGUAAGGGGUUCAUCCGUGAGGGUGCCGUACGCGCCUCCUAUCAGUGUGGGCCCUGCUAA
This is a messenger RNA of Volvox carteri f. nagariensis, 1587 nucleotides long. RefSeq lists its product as uncharacterized. The transcript has 9 exons. The annotation marks the transcript as partial. NCBI's taxonomy places the organism in Eukaryota, Viridiplantae, Chlorophyta, Chlorophyceae, Chlamydomonadales, Volvocaceae. Gene Ontology annotation, molecular function: transmembrane transporter activity. Gene Ontology annotation, cellular component: membrane. The record is from RefSeq and is a predicted model, not a curated record. Gene Ontology annotation, biological process: transmembrane transport.